This is a messenger RNA of Lasiodiplodia theobromae, 360 nucleotides long. Its product is annotated as 40s ribosomal protein s13. Lineage: Eukaryota; Fungi; Ascomycota; Dothideomycetes; Botryosphaeriales; Botryosphaeriaceae. Gene Ontology annotation, cellular component: ribosome; mitochondrion; small ribosomal subunit. Gene Ontology annotation, biological process: translation. Bases 1 to 360 code for a protein of 119 amino acids. The transcript is spliced from 3 exons. Gene Ontology annotation, molecular function: RNA binding; structural constituent of ribosome. The record is from RefSeq and is a predicted model, not a curated record.
AUGGUUUUCAUCUUGGGACUGAAUUUCGCCGAAGGGCAUAUGGUCGCAAAAGCCCUGCAGUCUUUCUAUGGCAUCGGCCCCAACAUCACGAAGCAGGUCAUGAGCCGCUUCUACAUCCACAAACGUGCCACCAUCGGCGAGCUCGAUAGCCAACAGGUCCUCGACCUGAACGCUCACCUCUCCACCUUGAAGAUCGAAAACGACUUGCGCCGCUCCCUGGUUGACAAUAUCAAGCGCCUAAGAGACAUGGGUACCUACAGGGGGAGGAGACACGCCAUGGGCCUGCCAGUGAGAGGACAAAGGACAAGGACACAGAUCAAUACCGCGCGGAAGUUGAACAGAGUGGAGCGCAAGGGCUGA